This is a messenger RNA of Nicotiana attenuata, 749 nucleotides long. Its product is annotated as 14 kDa proline-rich protein DC2.15-like. NCBI's taxonomy places the organism in Eukaryota, Viridiplantae, Streptophyta, Magnoliopsida, Solanales, Solanaceae. The transcript has a single exon. The coding region runs from base 87 to 542 and encodes 151 amino acids. The record is from RefSeq and is a predicted model, not a curated record.
UCAUUCAUUUCAAACACCAAGCAAACAGCAUUUCACUAAUUAGCCACAUUCGAUUGUUGAGAGUGCUAAUUACUUAACUCUUAGAAAUGGCUAAGUUUGCUAUAUCCUCCAUUGCCCUUCUUCUCACUUUGAACAUUCUUUUCUUCACUAUGGUUAGUUCCACUAAUGUCCCAUGCCCACCCACCCCAUCAAAGGGUCAUUCCAAACCCCACCCUAAGCCUACCCCUACCCCCUCUACCCCAUCUACCCCAUCCACCCCAUCAACCCCAUCAUCAAAGGGUAAGUGCCCAAAGGACACACUUAAGCUAAAAGUGUGUGCUAACUUAUUGAAUGACUUAGUGCACCUUGUUGUUGGAAGUGAUCCAGCCAAAACUCCAUGUUGUUCUCUAAUUCAUGGACUUGCUGAUCUUGAUGCUGCUGUUUGCCUUUGCACUGCAAUUAAAGCCAAUUUAUUGGGAAUUAACCUCAACGUACCUCUUUCCCUCAGUUUGUUGCUCAACAACUGUGGAAAAUAUGUUCCUAAGGAUUUCCAAUGCGCAUAACCUAGCUAGCCAAUAACUUCCAAUUCAUAUAUUUAUUUUUCAGUGUGUUUUAAUUUGGUGUUCUGUAUGCUUAUAGUUUGCUUAUAUUUUCAAAGGAAGAUAUAUUGUAUUCUUAUUGGUUAGAAGGAAGCCUAGUUGCAUGCCUUCUUUUCGUUGUAUUAUCACAUUUUCAUGAGUAAUAAAUGACGUAUUGUGGAGUUUAUAGUA